Messenger RNA from Triticum dicoccoides, 590 nucleotides. RefSeq lists its product as uncharacterized. The record is from RefSeq and is a predicted model, not a curated record. The transcript has 5 exons. The coding region runs from base 240 to 590 and encodes 116 amino acids. Gene Ontology annotation, molecular function: RNA binding. NCBI's taxonomy places the organism in Eukaryota, Viridiplantae, Streptophyta, Magnoliopsida, Poales, Poaceae.
UCCAGGUGGGAAAAAAAAUCAAAUCCCCUGCUUCUGUUCUCCUCCCCGCGAGCCAUCCCCGUCUCCUACCGACCCCGCCGCUUCAUCGCCGCCGCCGCCGCCGACGAUGACAUGAACCAGUCGAUGCAGAAGAACACCCUCUACAUAGUUGUGGUCGGUGCAGGUGGGCUCGCGGAGGAGGUGGUCGAGAAGAUCCUGCACGCGGCGUUCGUGUUGUUUGGGGAGGUAAGGACAUCAAGAUGCUGCUAGACCAGGCCACGCAGAAGCACCGCUCCUUCGGCUUCGGCACGUUCCUUGAGCGCGAGGACGCCGCCGCCGCCAUGGACAACAUGAACGGUGCUGAGCUCUUCGGUCGCGUCCUCCCCGUCAACUACGCCUUCCCGAGAAAAUCAAGGAAGGAGAGCAGGGAUGGGCCGCGCAGCCAGAGAUUUUUUUAUGUUGCUAUUGACAAAAUAUGCGCGGAGAUGGAUCACCGCUUUAGUGAAGGAGCUAAUGAAAUUUAUCAUGAUGACUUUUCCAGUGAUGACCGUGGAACAAUAAGAGGGAAAUUUCUCACUUAUAUAAUUCAAUUUGACCGUGAAGAUGGUUGA